Molecule: messenger RNA, 1805 nt
Organism: Solea solea (common sole)
Lineage: Eukaryota; Metazoa; Chordata; Actinopteri; Pleuronectiformes; Soleidae
Gene: ptgr2
Product: prostaglandin reductase 2
Exons: 8
Coding region: 186-1229 (347 amino acids)
Biological process (GO): prostaglandin metabolic process
Molecular function (GO): 15-oxoprostaglandin 13-reductase [NAD(P)+] activity
Source: RefSeq, a predicted model, not a curated record
GCUAACGUAAACACAGCAUUUGGAGCAGAGUUUGCUAGUACUGGGCAGUUGUUAUAUAAAGUUGUGUCGCAAUUAAUGUACUAGCUACACUUAAAAACUAUUUAUAUAUAAAACCCCCGUUUUUGUUGUUAGGUCUGGUUUUCAAAAUUAGUACCGCUUCGAAUUAGAGGUCACGUUCCCCCGAAAUGCAGGUGCAGAGAGUCGUCCUCAACUCACGUCCAGGUGAAAAUGGGGUGCCAGUUCCUGAAAAUUUCCGUCUGGAAGAGUCAACUUUAGUGCCUGACCUGAAAGAUGGGGAGGUUCUUGUUCAGACUCUUUACCUUUCUGUCGACCCUUACAUGCGAUGCAGGAUGAAUGAACACAGCGGUGCAGAUUACCUGACUCCAUGGCAGCUGUCUGAAUGCGUGGACGGUGGAGGUGUCGGUGUGGUCGAGUCCAGCUGCUGCAGCACUUUUGCUGAACGAGACGUGGUCACUUCAUUUACCUGGCCCUGGCAGACCCGUGCUGUACUGAAAGGAAGCGGCCUACAGAAGGUCGAUCCAACGUUGGUCGGUGGGCACUUGUCCUACAUUUUGGGUGCAGUUGGAAUGACGGGUCUCACUGCGAUGCUUGGUGUAAGGGAGAAGGGUCAUGUGACCAAAGGGGCCAAUCAGACCAUGGUGGUGAGCGGCGCUGCUGGAGCCUGUGGUUCCAUAGCUGGACAGAUUGGCCGGCUGGACGGCUGUGUGAGGGUAGUUGGGAUCUGUGGAUCUGACGAGAAGUGCAGAGCUUUAGUGGAUGAUCUGGGAUUUUCUGCCGCCGUCAAUUAUCGCCAAGAAGACGUAGCGACGAGGCUGAAGGGAUGCUGCCCUGAUGGUGUGGAUGUGUACUUUGACAACGUGGGAGGUGCCAUCAGUGAUACUGUAAUAGCUCAGAUGAACAGCAGCGGCCGCGUGAUCCUGUGUGGGCAGAUCUCUCAGUACAACAAGGACGUGCCGUAUCCUCCACCCCUGAGUGAGGAAACGCAGGAGAACCUGCAAAGAAAGAGCAUCACUCGAGAGCGAUUCAUGGUGCUGAAUUACAUGAGUAAAGCGGACGCUGCUCUCUAUGAGCUCAGCCAGUUUGUUAAAAAAGGACAAAUCAAGGUGUUGGAAACUGUCGUUAAUGGAAUUGAAAACAUGGGAGAUGCGUUUUGCUCGAUGAUGAAAGGGGGAAACAUUGGCAAGCAAAUUAUAAAGAUAUCGGAAUGAGGAUAAUCGCUGUAGCUUCUCAUAGCGACAGCACUUAUCUUUAGAUAGGAACCCACAGCUGCCUACUUCUCACCACCAGUAAUUACCACUAAGUUUAGUUAUCACCCACAAUAUUCUGAUUUUGUGAAUUUGUGCUGCUGUAAACUUAUUUUACAGUAUAUCACAUAAGAUGUUCAUUAAUUCACUUAUCUACCGCUUUAUCCUCCAAAUGAGGGUUGCUGGUGCCAAUCCCAGAUGAAAUAGGGCAAAAGUUGGGUACCAAGGGCCACACAGAGACAACAAUUCACCCUUUCACUCACACGUACUGUUAGUGUCCAAUUAACCUCUGCAUGUUUUUGAACUGUGGGAGGAAGCCGGAGAACCUGGAGAAAUCCCACGCAUACACAUGCAAACUACAUAAGAUGUGAUUUAGAUCAUUUAGUUUGUAUCAGACUGCCAGCUUAAGUGCUUUAACUCUCAAGAAUGUACAAAAAGGAACUGAAAGCAAACACACAAAGUUUACUGUAAUGAACAUUUUUUUAUUCCACAGCACUAAAAACCAUUAAUAAAAUAAAAAUAGUGGUUGUUCAUUUCUUA